CUGGAAAAGUGAAGUUUGGAAGUCGCUUUCAGAGCAUUUGUCUCUGGUCAUUAGAGUUCUUCAGUUAACAUGAAGAGGUUUGCACUGGCUCUGGUAGCGAUCGCCAUCGGAGCGGUAACAGCCCAGCAACCGAUCGAUAAAAUCUAUUUUCCCGAAAAUGAAACGUCGAUUCUGGAUUUCGCAAACAGGGCCAGUAUCAACGACGUGGUCACACCGGACCCAUUUGGGCCCAACUCACCGACACUGUCACCAAUGACGUUCAUCACAGCUCAAGGCGAUCAAUGCACCUGUGUACCGUAUUUUAUGUGCAAACCGGAAGCCGAAUUCGUCGAGCAGAACAAGUUUAAUGAAAUUGAUGUCAAUUUUAAUCCCGAAACCUGUCAAGAUGUGCUGGAUGUAUGCUGUCGCGCACAAGAUUCUCUGGUUGUACCGAUGAACAACACUCCCGGAACCGUAUCAUCCCGUCGACCAACCGGAUGUGGUUUGCGAAACAUUGGCGGAAUUGAUUUCACACUGACUGGGAAUUUCAACAACGAAGCGGGCUUCGGUGAAUUUCCAUGGACGGUGGCGAUUAUCAACACUGCGGAUGGGUCGAGUCAUUGUGGUGGUUCUUUGAUACAUCCCAAUCUUGUUCUAACGGGUGCCCACUGUGUUCAGGGAAACCGAAGAGGAAGCUUGAAAAUUCGUGCCGGUGAAUGGGACACCCAGACUACCAAGGAAAGGCUACCGUAUCAGGAGCGUUUGGUGACGCGUGUUAACAGUCAUCCUGACUUUAAUCCACGAUCGUUGGCCUCAGAUAUCGCAAUUCUGGAACUAGAAAGUCCUAUAACUCUGGCAGAUCAUAUCAAUGUUGUAUGUUUGCCACCGAAUAAUUACGACACGCGCCGGUCAGACUGUUUUGCUAGUGGCUGGGGAAAAAAUCAGUUCGGUAAAGCCGGUCGAUAUAGUGUGAUCAUGAAAAAGGUUCCUCUUCCAUUGAUCGAAUCAUCUACCUGUGAACGUCAGCUGCAGAGAACUCGCUUGACGAGUCGAUUUAGACUGCAUCAAACUUUCAUCUGUGCUGGUGGUGAAUCUGGAGUUGACACCUGCGAGGGAGACGGUGGCGCUCCUUUGGUUUGCCCCGUAGGAUCUGGCAACGAGAACCGAUACGUUCAAAUUGGUGCGGUCGCUUGGGGCAUCGGAUGUCAUGAUAAAGUACCGGCUGUGUACACGAACGUUAUGAGAUUUAGAUCGUGGAUUGAUAACGUCGUACGAACAUUGGGAUUCGAUAUUACGGUAUACGACUCAGUGCAAUCACAAUUUUCGGAUUUGUUUGGGUAA
Messenger RNA from Sabethes cyaneus, 1320 nucleotides. RefSeq names its product phenoloxidase-activating factor 2-like. Lineage: Eukaryota; Metazoa; Arthropoda; Insecta; Diptera; Culicidae. The transcript has 5 exons. Gene Ontology annotation, biological process: proteolysis. The record is from RefSeq and is a predicted model, not a curated record. Bases 70 to 1320 code for a protein of 416 amino acids. Gene Ontology annotation, molecular function: serine-type endopeptidase activity.